This is a messenger RNA of Mytilinidion resinicola, 1623 nucleotides long. RefSeq lists its product as uncharacterized. Bases 32 to 1315 code for a protein of 427 amino acids. Lineage: Eukaryota; Fungi; Ascomycota; Dothideomycetes; Mytilinidiales; Mytilinidiaceae. The record is from RefSeq and is a predicted model, not a curated record. The transcript has 2 exons.
CACCGUUCUUUCUGUCGCGCUCCUUCCCACGAUGCAGGUUCACGCAGUUCCGGAUGCUGAGCGCGUCCACGACUCCCUUGGGCGCCAGCUCCCCUGGGGUUUCGAAUAUGCCGACUCCGAUCACAACCAGCGUCGCCUGCCAGAAGAGAAGGGUCCGUUCGGAAAGUCGACGAGAGGGAGGCUGGGCAAGUCACGAAGCAAGACAGCGACCCCUGCGCGAACUGUCGACCAAGCGAAGCUCGAGAACUUGCGCGCCAUCGACGACAUAUUUACCGCCUUCAAGAACGAGUCCAAGAGCAAGGAGAGCCAGACAAGUCCAAGGAAACCAGGUGGAGGGCUCGCAGCUUCGCAAUCGGCGCCGAACCUCGACAUCGGCGGAGCCAACGCUACGGCUGGUGCUCAGCAAACAGUCUCUGGGGAGCCGACGCCUGUGAUCCUGUAUGGAUACGGGAGCGAUCUACAAUGGGCAGCGAUUGAUCACUAUGAAAAGGUAUCCAACGGAUUCAUCUACGAAGAAUAUGAGCGCAAUCCCACACAACAGAGAUACAACCUUUCCUUGAGUCUCCAUCGGUCAGCCGCGCAACGAACUCUCACAAAAGAAGCCCUUCGGAAAACCAACCAGUUCGUUGGAGGCCAUCACUGGAUCAAAGUCACUUUCGAUUCGCCAGAGUCCGCUGAACGCGCCUGUCAUUAUUCACCGCACGUAAUUCAUGGGUAUCAGGUUCAUGCAGAGAGAUAUAGAGGGACUGGACCAAACGCGGAUGUUGCCUUUCCAGCUACGACUGGGCUGUUCUCUUCGCAAACUAGCUCGCCAAAUCCGUCCUCAACAACACUUCCUGCGGCAUCACAGUCACAGACCUCCGAGACUGCGUCAUCCGCGACAGCAACCGCGUCGAUACCAGCUUCUACGGUCCAGACUACCAGUAGUCGGAGUGUCGCAGGAGCGAGAGUGGGAGGUGUCCAAGGUAAUCAAGCACAUGCCAUCGAGCCUGCACGCGCAGUUGCAUCGGGCGCGCAACGGGAACCAGCCCGACAACCCACCCUCCGGAUCAAGAAUGCCAAAUUAGGAAAGAUGCUGUCAGCGGAGCAAGCGCUCCUUCCAGCGGCUCCCCUCUGGCAACAGACAAUGAGAAGUGUACCCGUGCUCGGCUGGGUGUUUGGCAGUGGACAUGAAAUCAUCGGCAAUCAAGUGCCGCGUAAGGCGGAUGGGGCUUUCGACUCCGAUGGUGCGAGCGUCUACUGGAAGUUCUGGUACAUGAUCGAUUCUUGUUUCGGGACCGACUUCUGUGGUGUUCGGGGAGACGAAGAUGACUAGAGACCUGGUCUCGGCAGCUGGGAGUUACGGAAGGGGCUGGCUAGGAAGGUUUUGCAUUUUUGCAUGGCAUGGCGUUUCUGGUAGACCGUAUAUUUGGCAGGCACACUGGCAUCUCGACAUCUCUUUGACUCCAAGUUGGAAGCGUUUAAGCUACGUUGCGGGCUACCAUACUUCAGAAUACCCGCUUCAUUCUGUAUACAUUGAUAUGAAAUCAAGAAUGAUACAACUCUGUUCUUCUCCACUGCAAACUCUUUGAAGCGAUUCGAGGCAUCCACGACAGUAGCAGGAAGUUGUGUACAGAUCCUAUG